UCUGGCUCUAGAGGAAGAGCCACAGCCCCUGCCCACCGUGAGGAAGGCGUAUACCCAGGGAGACUGCUGUGGCUGGAGCGGGGCGGUCAGGCUGGAGCAGUGCGGGGAGUGACUAGGCUGAACAGCGGCCGCUGGGUAGGGGUGCGGGGCGUCCGAAGGAGAGACCACGGUGGUAGCCCGUGGUCCCGCCCUGCCGCCGCUCAGCCUGGCAGCGUUCCUUCGCAGCCUCCUGCCAGCACAGCCAGCCCCCUGCCCCCACGGAGCCGGUGCCAGAGCAGCAUUCCGCAAGCCGGGCUGCAUCUCCCCAGUGGAGGCUGCGCCGAGAGGCCACUCGGCCGGGCCUGGGCCUCUGGGCCCCCACCCGGCUGUCCCGAGCAGGCUUCCCUCGCUGCGGCUGCGGCGGUGGCUCAGAGGCCCUGCGCAGCCAAAGGCCACCAGUUGCUGGUUGAGAAGACGACAGACUCGCCGGCGGCAGAGUUCUCGCUGGUGGAGGACGUGGCUCUGCACUUCGCCUGCUUGAUGGGCCGCCUGAACGAGCAGCGCCUCUUCCAGCCGGACCUGUGCGACGUGGACCUAGUGCUGGUGCCCCAGCGCAGCGUGUUCCCCGCACACAAGGGCGUGCUGGCCGCCUACAGCCAGUUCUUCCACUCGCUCUUCACACAGAACAAGCAGCUGCAGCGGGUGGAGCUGUCCCUCGAGGCGCUGGCACCCAGUGGCCUGCAGCAGAUCCUGAACUUCAUAUACACGUCCAAGCUGCUGGUGAACGCAGCCAACGUGCACGAGGUGCUCAGCGCGGCCUCGCUGCUGCAGAUGGCUGACAUCGCUGCCUCCUGCCAGGAGCUGCUGGACGCUCGGUCCCUGGCGCCCACGGGCCCCGUGACCCUGGCACAGCCGGCUGCCAGCUGUGCCCCGGUGCCUCCGCCACCCUACUACUGUGACAUCAAGCAGGAGGCAGACACCCCAGGCAUACCCAAGAUCUAUGCCCGAGAGGGCCCCGACCCCUACUCUGUGCGUGUGGAGGACGGGGCGGGGACAGCCGGGGACUCGGCUGCCCCUGGGCCGGCACAGCCACUCUUCUUCAAGGAGGAGAAGGAAGGGGCGCCUGAGGAGGCUGGGGCACCUGAGGAGGCCGAGGCCCCUAGUAGCCUGUGCAAGCUAGAAAGUAGAGAGGGGCUGGAGCCAGAAUUGGGCGCCUCGGGCACCUAUGGGCGCCAGGAGCAGUCACAAAUCAUUGUGGAAGUCAACCUCAAUAACCAGACGCUGCAUGUGUCCACUGGGUCUGAGGGCAAGCCAGGCUCUGGGGCCACUGUGGUGCUGGGCCAGGAGGAUGGGAUGCAGGAACGCUUAGAAGAAGAGGGGGAGGAAGGGGGAGGGAGUGCAGGGGGAGAGGAGGAGGAGGAAGAGGAGGAAGAAGAGGGAGGCAGCCAGGGAGAGGAGGAAGAUGAGGAAGGACCCAGUGAGCAGGAAGAUGAAGAUGAAGAGGAUGGGCCCAGUGAGCAGGAUGCAGAGAGUUCGGAGGAGGAGGGGGAGGCUGAGGGCAGGCAGGACACCGCGGGUCCUGCGGGGUGUCAGGGCAGCCAGGUGGACCCCCCGCUGCACAGCCGAAUGUCCACACGGUCCCGGGGACAAAACUCUCAGCCCCGAGCCACCCCUGAGCCGGAGGAGGCCGGGCGUAGAGGCGGGAAGAGGCCCAAGGCCUCUGGAGCUGUUCCUGCAGCCCAGGCAGCGGACGGGCUGGGGGCCAAGGUGAAGCUGGAAGAGAAACAGCAGCAUCCAUGCCAGAAGUGCCCUCGGGUCUUCAACAACCGCUGGUACCUGGAGAAGCAUAUGAAUGUGACCCACAGCCGCAUGCAGAUCUGCGGCCAGUGCGGGAAGCGUUUCCUGUUGGAGAGUGAGCUGCAGCUACAUCGGCAGACGGACUGCGAGCGCAACAUCCAGUGCGUAACCUGCGGCAAAGCCUUCAAGAAGCUCUGGUCCCUGCAUGAGCACAACAAGAUCGUGCAUGGUUACGCAGAGAAGAAAUUCUCCUGCGAGAUCUGCGAGAAGAAGUUUUAUACCAUGGCACAUGUGCGCAAGCACAUGGUUGCCCACACCAAGGACAUGCCCUUCACCUGUGAGACCUGUGGGAAGUCCUUCAAGCGCAGCAUGUCGCUCAAGGUUCACUCGCUGCAGCACUCCGGAGAGAAGCCGUUCCGCUGUGAGAACUGCAAUGAACGCUUCCAGUACAAAUACCAGCUGCGCUCCCACAUGAGCAUCCACAUCGGCCACAAGCAGUUCAUGUGCCAGUGGUGCGGCAAGGACUUCAACAUGAAGCAGUACUUCGAUGAGCACAUGAAGACGCACACAGGGGAGAAGCCAUACAUCUGUGAGAUCUGUGGCAAGAGUUUCACCAGCCGCCCCAACAUGAAGCGGCACCGGCGCACGCACACGGGAGAGAAGCCCUACCCGUGUGACGUGUGUGGCCAGCGCUUCCGCUUCUCCAACAUGCUGAAGGCACACAAGGAGAAGUGCUUCCGUGUCAGCCACCCACUGCCCAGCGACCCUGCCACCCUGCCCACCCCACACCUGCAGCCCACAGCCCCCCUCUUCCCCACUGCAGCUCCCAGGCUGGACACCAACUGACCCCCAGCACAGGCCCUCCUGGCCAGGGACAGCAGAGACACAGGCUGGGGGCUGUGCUGAGGCGGGGUGCCCCUGGCACUGGGUCCCGGUGCAUGCUGGGAGCUCCCUUCUGCAGCUCCUUGCAGGUUUUGCUCCUUACCUUUGGGAGUAAGGGAACACAGAAGGACUAGUUGGCUACACCCCUCCAGGUGAGGGAUGCCGGAGGCAACAGAUACAGGGCAGGGGGACUCUGGGCUGCAGACAUGGCCAUGAGCCAGGCAGGGCCUGGGUCAGCCUCGCCUGCCCGUCCCAGCUUUCCUGUGCCCUGACUUACUCCCUAGGAUGGGAAGGUUUUGGGGGGGGGAAUUCGGGUACACCCCUGUUGAAGGAGUUGUGGACCCGCCCCCCCCAGCAGGCCUAUGCCCAGGGAGGCAUGGCAGGGUAGGGGAAUGGCAGGAUGUGAGGGCUGCAGACCCCCUCUGUGUGAUAAAGAGUGGGGCGGGAGGGGCUGGCCCCCAUGGGUUUCUUUUCCUAUUCGCAUCCCUGCCAGGCAGGUUCAGGGAUCCUCAGCCUGUGCAGGACUUUUUAAAGAGCCCCAAAUCCUGGAGAGACUUUCUCUGGGUGCUGGGGACCAAGCCUUCAGGGGGGUGGAGAAGCUGACUCCUCAGCCCCAGCUCCCAGGGGUCCUGCAGGAGAAUGAUAUCCCAGGGGUGGGUCUCACAGGAGCCUCAGGCAAGUAGUUCAGGGUUUCACGGUGCUAUCUGUGGGUCAGGGGACAAGGAGGUGUCCACAGGGCGCCCCUGUCCCUUACCAGCCUGCCUGGCUGGCCUCCCCCACCAGGAGACACAUGCAUCUGUGUCUGCUCCCCAGAGGCCUACAUGAGGCCUCUUGUGGGGCCAGGCCACUACCCGCCUCUGGCUGGCACCUGGUCCCCCUGCACUCUGCGCUGCCUGGUGUGCCCGCCCAGCCAGGGGGCUCAGCCAGUGCCCAGUGCUUGCCCUUGGGAGGCAGGCACUUAUAGGUGACCCUUCUCUGUCGUCAUUCAAUGUCCUUAUUCCUGCGUUCAAAUGGGAGAAGGUUUCCAUAAGCUGUUUGCUGUUCUGGUCUCCCACUGUUCAUAAGCUUCUGUUUGUCACACUCUGCACCUUAUUCCCUUCCCAUCACCACCUUCCCAGCAUGCCACACUGGGAAGAGGCCUGCGCCCAAGGGUCCAGGCAGAGGGCACCAAAGCCCUCUGACCUCAGAGGCCCAUGGAGCUGGGACAGAGGGCUGGGGACAUUUUAAUCAUCAAUAAACGAAGCACUUUAUUCUGUA
Peromyscus leucopus (white-footed mouse) is the source of this 3915-nucleotide messenger RNA. It is a transcript of the gene Zbtb47, whose product is annotated as zinc finger and BTB domain containing 47. The transcript has 6 exons. Bases 520 to 2622 code for a protein of 700 amino acids. The record is from RefSeq and is a predicted model, not a curated record. Gene Ontology annotation, biological process: regulation of transcription by RNA polymerase II. Gene Ontology annotation, cellular component: nucleus. Gene Ontology annotation, molecular function: DNA-binding transcription factor activity, RNA polymerase II-specific; protein binding; RNA polymerase II cis-regulatory region sequence-specific DNA binding. NCBI's taxonomy places the organism in Eukaryota, Metazoa, Chordata, Mammalia, Rodentia, Cricetidae.